GGAAGUGGAGGUGGAGUAGUCUACUUUCAGGGGUAGUGCGAGGGGGGUUUUCGCCACCAGAGGACGCUACCGGUGGCCAAAAACGGAAACGGCUACGCUCGUUACAAAAACAGACGUGCCACCGCGGAGUUCGACUAGUUUCGUGUCUGCAUUCGGGCGAUUCACUGGUCGGAAUUUUUGGUGCGGGUGGUUGUCUACCUUGAGGCGCGAAAUAAAGUUCGUUCGGUUUGUUUUGCGAAACACGUACCGUUUUCGAUUCUGGAAAAGAUUAUUGGGCUGAAUAAAAAAACAAAGUUUUUUUUGGGGAAAGUUCCGGUCUGUUUGGUCUUUGUUUGUUCGUCCGGCGACGGCGCCUGCAAGUAGGCUAUAAAUCAUAAUGUAAUAAAUUUGUAGCGAAUUUCUUCGUUUAUUCCGGUCGUUUUCGGUUUUUUUUUUGCCGGCGGCCAAACGAAAGUAACUUCCUUGCCUUUCUCCGGUAGAAUACAAAUUCGGGGUCAUCCCUUUAUCCUUGGGGGUAGGAAAAUCGGAACAAAGAAAGUGUUUUUUCUCGAAAAGGGAAACGUCUAAAAACAAAACGCUUCUGCUUAGUCACACACUAAACUUUGUUCGGAAAAAUCAAGAAGCAGAAAAAGAAGCCGAAAUUUCCGCCAUUAAUGUGAUUAAUGAUGUGCGAAGGCGAUUAGUGAAAUUAGGCAAUUCACAGUGGCUUAGUCGAUGAAGGAAGGAGGAAGAGCCAAGUCAGUCGUGAAGAAGCUUAAGAUUGCUUAGCUUUAAUCGCCUGAAUGGCGAUAGCAGCUCAGUGUGAUGAUGAUGGUGCAGAUGGCGCGCUUCGGCUGGAAGAUGGGAUGAAAAUGUGCGUCUGAUGGAAAUGUGUGCGUUUUUUUUCUUCUUUUUUUUGGGAGGAGUGAGGUUGAAAUGUGCUGAGUGAUACCCGAAAUUGGAUCUUUUUCUGCCUCGAAAUAUCCAGAGAAAAAAAGUGAUGAGAAGGGAAAGGUUAAAUGUUAUGGCGUGAAAGUCAUCGAAUGCCAAGGAAGUGAAGAUUGUUUUCAGUGUCACGUCAUCACGACACGACGUUGAGUUUCCGGGUGCGAAGACAAAAUUGUUGUGCUAAAACAAACAACGCGUUGCAGGUGCUGUUGGUAGAUUGAAGAAGAGUGUUUCGAGGUGCUGUGAGCAGUGAGUGACAUCACGGCCCGUCACCACCACCUCCGGCGCCACCGCCCGGGAUGGAGUUUAAGCACGGCUCCAACACGGCCACAAUUGCCACGAUAGACGGCGGAAACCCGCCACUUCCGGCCACCCUGCUCCACCCGCCCGCCUCGCCCACCAACGUCGGCUGCUGCGCGAUAAGCCGCCGAAUUCCCCCGCGGCCGCCGUCGGAGAUUUACUUCGAGAGCCGCGGCAAGUGCUGCAAGAAGCUGCUCCGAUACAACGGAUAUCCGAACAAGGUCCUGCUGUACCCGGAGGAGGGCUGGGCCCGCAGUGCCGCAUCCAGCUACUGGACCAUCUCGCCGUGCCGGUGGCGACGGAACCGAUGCAUCGUCGAGGAGGUGGCCGGUUCUAGAAAACAAUCAACCCAGGGUCGAAUGAUCGUCGUUGGUGACGGUGCUCUGCUGAUAGUGGGAACUUUCAAGCGACGCGUUCCCGAUCCUGACUUUAAGCUGUACCUGUCCUCAAACAUCACGCUGGCGGACUACAACAUGGGCUACUGCCUGACGGGGACACUCGAGCGGGGUGACCAGCACGCGAACCAGUUCCAGACGACCCACUUUGCCGUUAUUCGGCGCUGCUGGCCGGCCUCAAACGACGGCCACGACUCCCAAACCCACAAAACCCAACAUACGUACAUUGACUUUCUGUUCAACCGAUGAUAGGAGGCGGAGGAGGAAGAGCAGGAAUUGAACGCCGGUUAAACUUUAUUUAAAAAAAAAAGCGGGAAAAGAGGAGUAAAAAAUUAUACGUAAGUGAAAUUUAAGCAGAAAAAAAAAGAAUCGGUGUUAAAAAAUCACUCUUAAUUUCAACGGAAGCAUAAAUUUUGAUGACCGUGUUUUAAUCAUUCAUGUCCGAGCCGAGGAGAGCGAAAAAAAAAUCGAAGCACUCAAAAAAGUAAUAUAAAUCAAAAGGGUAAAAUAAAUGCUCUCGUGCGGGAUUGGAAAUCGAUCUCAAAUGGUCGAUUGGCACAAUAAACCAACGCAAACGAAGAGGGAAAUGGCAAAUCUUUUUUUUAAAUAUUUAACAACGUAGGCGACUCGAAAAAAUCAAAAUGAAGCGUUUGUAGCAGGUACAGGAAUGGAAUCAAAAAUUAACCAAAAAAAAGGUGAAAGAGAGAUAUUUUUGUAAUUUGUAUCGUUUUGUACAUAGCACAGAGGACAUCCAGUUUUAAAUGUCAUGACAAAUAAAGAAAUGAAGAAAAAAACAAGCUAAAAUGCGCUAGUGUUAAAAUUUGUGGGCUUAACAAUCAAAUCAAAUUUGUAUCAUCACAAACAGCACGAUCAUCCAUCACAAGUUUACUAAGUUGCGUCAACAAGUCAGGAUUGAAAUAUCACUUGUUGGAAAAAUGGAUGAAAUUUCAACCCUGAUCUUUAAAGGAUAAAUGUCGUGCCUUCAUUUGGGGUGCCGUUAGAACAGACACAGAGCAACUAAAUUUAGACAUCGCUUUCCAAUGUUCUGAUUCGCCCCAGUUGACGGUUGACGGUAUUUUCGUUA
Messenger RNA from Culex pipiens pallens (northern house mosquito), 2706 nucleotides. RefSeq lists its product as uncharacterized. The transcript is spliced from 5 exons. Bases 1227 to 1871 code for a protein of 214 amino acids. Lineage: Eukaryota; Metazoa; Arthropoda; Insecta; Diptera; Culicidae. The record is from RefSeq and is a predicted model, not a curated record.